AUGGCAAAUAAGUUAUGCUUUGAAGCUUUAGAUAAGACCUUAAGAGAUAUUUUAAAAACAAGGUAUGAAAAUAGUACUACCAAACCUUUUGGAGGACUUACAGUGGUAUGUGGUGGUGAUUUCCGUCAAAUAUUGCCAGUUGUCCCAAAGGGUACAAGAGCUGACAUUGUUGAUUCUUCUCUUAAUUCAUCCUACUUGUGGUCAUUUUUUAAAGUAUAUCAGCUCAACCAAAAUAUGAGGCUCUAUAAUGGAAGUGUCAGUAGCUCCAAGGCUGCUAAAAUAGCUUCUUUUGACAAAUGGUUGUUGCAGGUUGGAGAUGUGGAAGCUAUUUACCCUUCACUUUUGCAUAAGUACAAUGAUCCAGCAUAUUUGAAAGAAAGAGCUAUAUUAACGCCAAAAAAUGAAAUGGUUCAUGAGUUAAAUGAGACGAUUAUGAAUAUGAUACAAGGAGAAGGGAGAACUUAUUUCAGCUCUGACAAUAUAUGCAAAGCAAGUGUAAACACAAAUGAUGAAGACCUUCUGUAUCCACCUGAAUUUUUGCAUAGCUUGAAAUUUAAUGGCAUCCCAAAUCAUGACAUACGACUUAAGGAAGGUGUUACUGUAAUGCUACUUAGAAAUUUGAAUCAAACAGAAGGUCUAUGCAAUGGCACAAGGUUGAUAGUCACCCGUCUUGGUAAAUGGUCAAUUAGAGGUGACAUCAUUUCAGGAACAAAUAUUGGUCAGAAUGUAACGAUUCCAAGAAUUAUCAUGUCUCCCAAUGAAUCAAGGUGGCCAUUCAAGCUCAAUAGACGACAACUUCCUUUAGCCCCAUGUUUUGCGAUGACAAUCAAUAAAAGUCAAGGACAAUCUCUUAAACAUGUCGGCUUAUAUCUCCCUAAGCAAGUAUUCACUCAUGGUCAAUUAUAUGUCGCUAUCUCUCGAGUCACAACAAGAGAAGGAUUGACCAUACUAAACGCUGACGAUGAGGUGGAAGACAAAACCUUCAUAAAAAAUAUUGUCUACAAUGAAGUAUUCCAAAAUAUUACAUAA
Molecule: messenger RNA, 1029 nt
Organism: Humulus lupulus (European hop)
Lineage: Eukaryota; Viridiplantae; Streptophyta; Magnoliopsida; Rosales; Cannabaceae
Exons: 2
Coding region: 1-1029 (342 amino acids)
Biological process (GO): DNA repair; telomere maintenance
Molecular function (GO): DNA helicase activity
Source: RefSeq, a predicted model, not a curated record